AGCUAAAGACGCUUCAACAGGAGCUAAAGACGCUUCAACAGGACUUAAAGACGCUCCAACAUUAGCUAAAGACGCUUCAACAGGAGCUGAAGACGCUCCAACAGGAGCUGAAGACGCUCCAACAGGAGCUAAAAACGCUUCAACAGGAGCUAAAGACGUUCCAACAGGAGCUAAAGACGCUCCAACAGGAGCUAAAGACGCUUCAACAGGAGCUAAAGACGCUUCAACAGGAGCUAAAGAUGCUUCAACAGGAGCUAAAGACGCUUCAACAGGAGCUAAAGACGUUCCAACAGGAGCUAAAGACGUUCCAACAGGAGCUAAAGACGCUCCAACAGGAGCUAAAGGCGCUUCAACAGGAGCUAAAGACGCUCCAACAGGAGCUAAAGACGCUUCAACAGGAGCUAAAGACGCUUCAACAGGAGCUAAAGACGCUUCAACAGGAGCUAAAGACGUUCCAACAGGAGCUAAAGACGCUUCAACAGGAGCUAAAGACGCUCCAACAGGAGCUAAAGACGCUUCAACAGGAGCUAAAGACGCUUCAACAGGAGCUAAAGACGCUUCAACAGGAGCUAAAGACGUUCCAACAGGAGCUAAAGACGCUUCAACAGGAGCUAAAGACGUUCCAACAGGAGCUAAAGACGCUUCAACAGGAGCUGAAGACGGUCCAACAGGAGCUAAAUACGCUUCAACAGGAGCUGAAGACGGUCCAACAGGAGCUAAAGACGCUUCAACAGGAGCUAAAGACGCUUCAACAGGAGCUAAAGACGCUUCAACAGGAGCUAAAGACGCUUCAACAGGAGCUAAAGACGCUGAAUUUUUUAAAAACAGAUUAUACUAUAUUAUGUAUGAACAGACUAUAAUUGACCCAUUUUCAGCAUUUUUAGGCAUUUUAACCUUUGCCCAUUUUUGACAAAAAUCGACAUGACAUUUUUUUCUCCGCAGGUCAUACUUGUACAUCCCAUAAUAUGGUGUUUUCUCGCUAUUUUUGGACAAAUUAUACUGCCACUUGUAUCAACAGUCUAUAAUUGACCCAUUUUCAGCAUUUUUAGGCAUUUUAAAAUUUGACCUUUUUUGUCAAAAAUUGUAUUAUUAUAUAUACUAUAAGUAAAAGUAAAAGUGCUUUACAAAUAAAAUGUAUUGUUAUUAUUAUUAUUAUUAUUAUUAUUAUUAUAUACUUUAUUAUUUUCUUCUUCCAUUUUUGGA
Messenger RNA from Centropristis striata (black sea bass), 1203 nucleotides. Its product is annotated as zinc finger protein 853-like. The transcript has a single exon. Lineage: Eukaryota; Metazoa; Chordata; Actinopteri; Perciformes; Serranidae. The coding region runs from base 240 to 860 and encodes 206 amino acids. The record is from RefSeq and is a predicted model, not a curated record.